This is a messenger RNA of Dioszegia hungarica, 615 nucleotides long. RefSeq lists its product as uncharacterized. The transcript is spliced from 2 exons. The coding region runs from base 1 to 615 and encodes 204 amino acids. The record is from RefSeq and is a predicted model, not a curated record. NCBI's taxonomy places the organism in Eukaryota, Fungi, Basidiomycota, Tremellomycetes, Tremellales, Bulleribasidiaceae.
AUGAACAUGGCGCCCGGCCCAGGCAUUGCGUAUGGGACUGAUAAUCACAGCGUCCUCGUCAGCAUCAGCGACGGGUGGACCACUGGCCCAUGCAGCGGUGCUCAGCAGUUGUGCCAGCUGCACGCGGGUGUAUGGGCUGCCAUGCUCAGGGUCUUGCGGGUCCUGGACGGAAGAGCGCGGGACGGCGAGGUCGAACUGAAGGAGACCUGCCACCGAAGCCUCCCAAUCCCCGGACGGCAGGAAAUCUGCAGGUUCCGAGCUGCAGAGAUCGCUUGUCACAUGAGCGUCUCGGAACUCCUUAUCAUUCACAAUAUCGGGAUAUCGUGUCACUCACAUGGUAUGGGCAGAGGGUUCGACCGAGCUGCUCUCGCGCAGGGCCAGCGCAAAACCGGCCAUGUCAUCCGGCAGGGCUUCACUCGCCCUCGGGCUCGAAAUGAACGCGCCGAAUACGCUACACCAAUGCUCAGCGCUAAUCUGAAUGGGGUUCGGACCUGUACUCACCCCUUUUCAUCCAAUCGAGCACUCAGGAUCACCUUGCAGACAAUCUCGGUCACUGUUGCGGUGGCGACCCUUCGGCGGGCUGACCCAUUGUGCGAUGUCCUCUCUGAUCUGUAG